GGCUCCGCCCAACACAGUCUGCUGUUCUGCGCCCUGUCACUUGGCGAGUCCAGAGAUUGCUGCCUCUGGUGACCAGACUCUAAAAGGCCGCUCGCCCGGGUCUCGGGAAUCCCGCGGAUCUCCCGGAAAAUGACGGCGUCUUGCCCGCGGCGCUGGGCACCUCUCUGUCGCCCCGAGAGCCACUUCUCUUCUUGGUGCUCCGCUGGGAUCCUUUUAGGGGCCCUAGUGCUCCCGCUACCCGUAUCCCCGUCCGACGCCUGUGGUGAUCCACCAAGAUACCAAUCCAUGAAGCUGAAGGGUGUCGCUCAACCCCGUUAUAGGCCUGGGGCCAUAAUAGAAUACGAGUGUCGUCUAGGCUACAAGCUCAAGAGACCUCCUCUUCCCACCUCUGCCCGCUGUCAGGCUGAUAACACAUGGACACCUCUCCAGGAGGCUUGUAGAAGAAAAUCAUGUCCACAUCCAGUAGAGCCGGUAGAUGGCGCAGUACAGUAUGUAAAUGGGACUUUGGAGCUUGGUUCACAGGUUCACUAUGUUUGUAAUGAGGGUUAUAACUUAAUUGGAACUAAAAUUCUGUAUUGUGAACUUGAUGGGGAAAAUGUGAAUUGGAGUGACAAUCCCCCACUAUGUCAAGACGCCUGUGGUGAUCCACCAAGAUACCAAUCCAUGAAGCUGAAGGGUGUCGCUCAACCCCGUUAUAGGCCUGGGGCCAUAAUAGAAUACGAGUGUCGUCUAGGCUACAGGCUCAAGAGACCUCCUCUUCCCACCUCUGCCCGCUGUCAGGCUGAUAACACAUGGACACCUCUCCAGGAGGCUUGUAGAAGAAAAUCAUGUCCACAUCCAGUAGAGCCGGUAGAUGGCGCAGUACAGUAUGUAAAUGGGACUUUGGAGCUUGGUUCACAGGUUCACUAUGUUUGUAAUGAGGGUUAUAACUUAAUUGGAACUAAAAUUCUGUAUUGUGAACUUGAUGGAGAAAAUGUGAAUUGGAGUGACAAUCCCCCACUAUGUCAAGGACAUCUCGGUCCUCCCGAUGAAUCACAACCACCUAAAGACAUGUAAACUUCAGGGAAACAGAGGAGAGUGCCGCAUACAGCACUUACCAGAAUAAGUCAACCACACCAGUAAAGCAGACACAUUAAACAGUCUUGACAAA
This is a messenger RNA of Equus quagga, 1150 nucleotides long. Its product is annotated as membrane cofactor protein-like. The record is from RefSeq and is a predicted model, not a curated record. Lineage: Eukaryota; Metazoa; Chordata; Mammalia; Perissodactyla; Equidae. Gene Ontology annotation, biological process: negative regulation of complement activation, classical pathway. Bases 130 to 1056 code for a protein of 308 amino acids. The transcript has 9 exons.